Molecule: messenger RNA, 5373 nt
Organism: Owenia fusiformis
Lineage: Eukaryota; Metazoa; Annelida; Polychaeta; Sabellida; Oweniidae
Source: the annotation of a GenBank genome assembly
AUGGCACAAACAACAUCCUCAACUAAAGCACAGGCCCAGGCUAAGCUGGCUGAGAAACCGAAAGAACAUCCCUGGGUUUUAGUUGAAGGUAAUGAGGCUGCAGCUACCAUGGCAUAUGCUAUGAGUGAGAUUUCCUUCAUCUACCCUAUCUCCCCAGCAACAUCUAUGGGAGACUACAUGGAUAAAUGGAUGACUGAAGGCAGGCGCAAUCUCCUGGACCAGCCAGUACAUGUUAACAUGAUGCAAUCUGAGGGUGGAGCUGCCGGGGCUCUACACGGUGCUGCUGCAGCAGGAACUCUCAGCAGUACAUUCACUGCAUCCCAAGGUCUCCUGCUUAUGAUCCCAAACAUGUAUCUACUGGCUGGUGAACUUGUUCCAACAGUAUUACACGUUUCAGCCAGGACAGUGUCCAAACAUGCCCUCUCCAUAUUCAAUGACCACUCUGAUGUUAUGGCUUGCAGACAAACAGGGUUUGCAAUGUUAUGCUCUAGCUCAGUGCAAGAGAUUAUGGACUUUGGAGCAGUGGCCCAUAUAUCAAGUAUGAAAUCUAGGCUACCAUUUAUGCACUUCUUUGAUGGUUACCGCACAUCGGCUGAAGUCUCAAAGAUUAAAUCUAUCCCAUAUGAAGAACUCAACAAGAUAUUCCCACAUGAAAUGGUUGACAAACAUCUGAGGAACUUUGCCCUUAAUCCUAACAAGCCUAUGGUCAGAGGUACUGGACAAAGACCAGAUAUAUUCUUCCAAAGCACAGUUGCAGCCAACAAAUUCUAUCAAGCCUGCCCCAACCAUGUUGAAGAAACAUUCCGAGAUAUUGAGAUGCUUACUGGCCGCAAAUACAACCUGUUUGACUACCAUGGCUCUCCUGAUGCCACCAGGGUAGCAGUGUUAAUGGGCUCUGGUGCCAAAACAAUGGAGGAAACAGUGGACUAUUUGAAUUCAAAGGGUGAAAAUGUUGGUGUGAUAACUCCUAGGUUAUUUAGACCAUGGUCAGCUGAGCACUUCCUGAGGGCCCUGCCUAAGUCAGUGGAGCAUGUUGCUGUAUUGGAUCGAACCAGGGAAGAUGGUGCAAUUGGAAUGCCACUAUUCCUAGAUAUAAGUGUCACCCUAUCUGAUGCAGGUCUUCGUAAGAAUGUCACUGGAGGCCAAUAUGGGUUGGCGUCAAAAGAGUUCACACCUGAGAUGUGUAAAGCUGUCUUCGACAACCUCUCUUCAGACAAACCAAAAUCUCGCUAUGUUAUUGGCAUAGAGGAUGAUGUCACUCACACCUCACUGUCCUAUGGGGAGAAGAUCAACACUGUCCCUGAAGGAACCACUCAGUGCCUCUUCUGGGGCUUGGGAACAGAUGGUACAGUUGGAGCCAGUAAGACUGCCAUCAGGACUAUUGGGCUGAAUACUGACUUGAAGGGUCAAGGACACUUUGUGUUUGAUUCCCAUAAAGGAGAUGGUGUGACAGUUUCCCAUGUCAGGUUUGGCCCCUCAGAUAUCAAAUCAGAAUAUGAAAUAUCCGCAAAUGCUGACUAUAUCUCAUGUGCCCAUGCAUCCUAUGUGAACAAGUUUGAUCUUAUCUCCCCACUGAAGGAAGGAGGCAUAUUUGUGCUGAAUACCCCAUUCACCACCUUGGAGGAGAUGGAGAAAAAGCUACCUGAUGCCCUGAAGAAGGAAAUUGCACAGAAGAAAGCCCAGUUCUACAACAUUGAUGCCACUACUAUUGCCCUUGAACUAGGCCUAGGGAAACGUGUCAACAUGGUAAUGCAGGCUGCAUUCUACUUCCUAUCUGGUGUACUCCCUGUUGACCAGGCAAUCAGCUUGUUGAAGGAGAGCAUCAUUAAACAGUAUGGGAAGAAGGGACCCAAGAUGGUUGACAUGAACCAGAGGGCUGUUGAUGCCACAAUUGACAAUCUGAAGAAGAUGGAAUACUCUUCUAGUUGGGCUCAGAUUGGUGAUGUUGUCCCAACUACUCAUGUGUCUCGCGAUGCGCCUGAAUUUAUCAAGAACAUCAUGGACCCAGUGCUGGCACUAGAGGGUGACAAACUCCCAGUGAGUGCUUUUGAACCAGGUGGCUAUCAACCUACCGGAACAACUUUAUUUGAGAAGAGAGGUAUCGCCCCAGCAAUCCCUGUCUGGAUCCCAGACAACUGCACCCAGUGCAACUACUGUACCAUUGUAUGCCCCCAUGCAGUUGUGAGACCCUUCUUACUGGACAAGAGUGAAGUCAAAGGAGCGCCGAAAGGUUAUGAAUCUAGAAAAUCCAAAGGUGGUGCUGAGGUGGCUGGAUUCAAUUACACAAUUCAGAUAUCGCCAUUUGAUUGUACUGGAUGUGAAGUUUGUGUGCAGUCCUGUCCAGAUGAUGCCCUCUACAUGGCUCCAUUCAAGGAGGUCUCUGAUCAGUUCAAGCCACACUGGGACUACUCCAUUGGUCUCCCAGAGAGAUCAGAUGUUGGAGACAAGUUCACAGUGAAGGGAUCCCAGUUCCAGACUCCCCUUAUGGAAUUCUCCGGUGCAUGUGCAGGCUGUGGUGAGACCCCAUAUGUGAAAUUGAUUACUCAGUUGUUUGGUGAUCGUAUGGUGAUUGCUAAUUCAUCUGGAUGCUCCAGUGUAUGGGGAGGUACUUCAACUACCAUCCCAUUCUCUAAGAACUCAGAAGGCAAAGGUCCAGCUUGGGGCAGGUCUCUGUUUGAGGAUACAGCAGAGUAUGGCUUUGGAAUGGUUGUGGCCACCAAGCAGAGAAGAACAAAGUUGAAGAAGGAAAUCACGACAUUGACCGAAACAGAGGAACUACCAGACAAUCUGAAAAAAGCAUUUGGUAACUGGCUGAAAAAUAUUGAUAAUGCUGAGCCAUGUGAGAAAUUUUCAUCUGAGAUUGAAGAUAUUAUUGGAAACAUGGACUUGGACACAAUUAACCCUGCACUGAGACGUAUAUAUGAACAGAGGGACAUGCUCCGCACACAGUCUCACUGGAUCGUUGGAGGAGAUGGAUGGGCCUAUGAUAUUGGUUAUGGGGGUUUAGACCAUGUUCUCUCCAAGGCAGAGAAUGUCAAUAUCCUUGUGCUUGACACUGAAAUGUACUCGAACACAGGAGGACAGGUCUCUAAAGCUACUCAGCUGUCAACUGUAACCAAGUUUGCAUCAUCUGGAAAGCGUCAGAGCAAGAAAGAUCUUGGAAUGAUGGCCAUGAUGUAUGAGAAUGUCUAUGUUGCAUCAGUCGCUCUUGGAGCCAACAUGAACCAGUGUGUGCAGGCAAUGAAGGAGGCAGAGUCAUACAAUGGUACCAGUCUAGUUAUCUGCUAUGCUCCUUGUAUUGAUUGGGGCAUUGAGAUGAAAUACAUGAUGGAUGAAAUGAAGGAUGCUGUUGAUAGUGGAUACUGGUCCCUCUAUAGAUUUGACCCACGUAGAGCAGAACAAGGCAGUAAUCCAUUUACUCUGGACUCAAGGCGCAUCAAGACAGAGCUCCAGGCAUUCUUGAACACAGAAAACAGGUUCCAGCAACUGGUGAGGAUGAACAAAAACCAGGCUAUAGAUUUACAUGCAGAGCUAAGCAAUCUGGCCAAACACAAGCACGAGAAGUUCAAGAAGAUGGCUAUGGAUGAAUAUGAGAUGCUCGACUACCUCAAGGGAACUUUAGGAGAGGAGAUAUCUGGGGACAAGAGCUUGGUCCUCUAUGCUUCUGAGACUGGCAAUGCUGAAGCUCUUUCUAAUGUCUUUGCUCAUGAGCUGAAACGUAGAGGUAUCAGGGCUUCAUGCAUGGCCUUUGAUGACUAUGACUUUGAUGAUCUGCCAAACCAGUCAAGUGUUUACUGUGUCGUGGCUACCUGUGGACAGGGAGAGUUUCCAGCCAACAGCAAGACUUUCUGGGAGCAGAUGAGUAACAAAGAUCUCGCCCCUGAUACUCUUGCCAACACUAAGUUUGCAGUGUUUGGUCUAGGUGACACUGGAUAUGUCUACUACAAUGAAUCAGCCAAACAAUUUGACAAGAGAUUUGAGGAGCUAGGAGCCACCAGGAUCCUAAACAUUGGACUGGGUGAUGAUAAAGAUGAAGAGAAAUAUGAAACUGCAUGGAAUGAGUGGUGCCCUGAGUUAUGGAGUGAGCUAGGAACUCCUGCUCCUCCCCAAGAGCUGCUCCCAGCUUCCUAUUCAGUAUACAUUGACCAGGCUGGCACCAUCCCUGUGGCUGAGGGUCCUAUCUGUGCCCCACCUGGCACCAAACAGUGCCCUAUGCCCAUCAAUAUGCUUCUGAGUCCCCCAGAUUAUGACCGAGAUAUUCGUCAUUAUGAGUUUGACCUGAAAGGAUUAAACAUGCCUUAUGGUGUUGGAGAGUGCCUUGGUAUCUACCCCCACAAUGAUCCUAAACAGGUGGACCAGUUCCUGCAAGAUUAUGGCAUGAGCCCAAAUGCUGUUGUCCAGCUCGAAGACACUACCAACCGUAAAGAACCCUACCCAAGUAUUGUCUCUGCCAAGCAGCUAUUCACAGAGAUCAUUGACAUAUUUGGACGACCCAGCAGGCGAUUCUAUGAAGCACUUGGAAUCUUGUGCAAAGAUGAGAGUGAGAAGAAGAGAAUUGAGUUCCUCUUAAGCAAAGAAGGAAAGGAUGAUUUCCGGGAGCUAGUGAAGGAAACUACAACAUAUGCAGACCUGUUGAAGAUGUUCCCAUCAGCCAAUGUUCCCCUAGAGUACAUCAUAGACUAUAUCCCCAGAAUCAAGCCAAGGCUUUAUUCUAUUGCAUCAUCACAAGAGAUGCAUGGCGAUAGACUACACCUGUGUAUCGUGAAGGAAGACUGGACAACUCCCAGUGGCAAGUACCAAGAGGGGGCAUGUACCAGAUACCUACAACACCUAAGUCUAGAUGGAAAGUUAGAUAGUGUGGCUGGACGCAUCAAUGCUGCAGGCAUCACACUACCCGACACUCAGAAACCUCCUUACAUCAUGGUUGGUCUUGGAACAGGCCUUGCCCCUCUCAGAGCAAUGGUUGAGGAGCGUGAAAUGGCUAGGGUCAGAGGAGAGGAGUGUGGCCAAAUGGCUCUUUUCUUCGGUGCCCGCUACAAGCGUACCGACUACACAUACGGUGAUGAGCUAGAGGAAUACCACAGCAAUGGCAAGGGAGUCCUUACUGUUUUGUCCAAUGCAUUUUCCAGAGACCAGGCUCACAAGAUCUAUGUACAGGAUCGAAUCAAGGAACACCCAGAGGUUGUCUAUGACUACCUUGUAAAGCAGAAGGGAUACUUCUACCUUUGCGGCCCUGCUGGUAACGUCCCUACCGCGGUCAGGAAAGGCGUUUGUGAAGCAUUUGUUUCACAAGGUGGCAUGACUAUGGAACAAGCUGAUAAGUAUAUCACUGAUAUGCAAAUUGAGGGACGCUACAAUAUAGAAGCCUGGUAA